Annulohypoxylon maeteangense is the source of this 1425-nucleotide messenger RNA. RefSeq lists its product as uncharacterized. The transcript has 4 exons. The record is from RefSeq and is a predicted model, not a curated record. Bases 1 to 1425 code for a protein of 474 amino acids. Lineage: Eukaryota; Fungi; Ascomycota; Sordariomycetes; Xylariales; Hypoxylaceae.
AUGGCUUUCUCUCCUUUACCAUCUUUUUUGCUAGCUCUAGGUCUAGCUGCUUUACCGAUGGCUUCAGGUCACGAUCACGAUUCUUCCCAUAUCGAGGAAGGGCAGACUAUUUCUGUCGAUCCGAUUGACACGACAUUAUGGAUUCAUAUCUUCAUUCAGAUGUUUGCCUGGGGCGUCAUCUUCCCCUUGGGUAUGGUGCUUGGGAUCGUUAAAUCCCGAUGGCACGUUCCAGUUCAAGUUCUCGGUACCGCAUUAGCAAUCCUCGGAUACGCCUUAGGACACAUGCACGGCGGUCGCGAAUUUCGCCAUAACAACGUCCAUUCCAAGUUCGCAACGCCGCUUUCCUUCUUACUCUUCGCGCAGAUCCUCAUGGGCGUUUAUUUGAAAUUACACCUCGAGAAGGGUAUCAAUGGGAAGAUUAGGCGAUUCGUCAAGAUAGGGCACGGCAUCAUUGGAAAGGCCAUACCUGUACUCUCUUGGACGCAAAUGCUGUUCGGUGGCAUCACGGCCCUCGGUUUUUGCCAGGACGAUCAUCUUGGUCAAUGCCUGGCGCAUUUUAUCAUGGGAAGUGCUUUUAUCGGCUAUGGCAUCAUCUUGUCAAUUAUGUUGCUCGUAGGACAGUUAUGGCUCAAGCGUACUGGCCGAUCGCAAGAAUUCUUCGAUAGCUCCUUCAUUGCUGCUUGGGGAGUAGUGAACACUUUCACGGAACACCGAUGGGGCACCGCGUGGGUUAAGAAUGACUGGCAACACACUACUAUGGGCAUAAUAUGGUGGGCUGCAGGAUUAGCCGGUGUUUGGUUGAGCAGGGACCGAGACGGCAGACCCCAGCGCAACUUCAUCCCUGGUUUCGUCAUUUUGAUCACCGGCUGGGCCAUGAGCGCGCAUCCUCAAGAACUAAUGAUCAGCGCCGAGACCCACAAGAUGUUCGGGUAUACCCUUAUGGCUGCGGGUGCUACUCGAAUCAUCGAGAUAUCAUUCGUAGUACGGGAUCGGCCCGGCAUGUCCGACGACGGCCGUGAAACAAACAGUUUUCAAUUCGUCCCUGUCUUCUUGCUUUACGCUUCUGGAUUUUUGUUCAUGGGCGCCACUGAAGAGCAAAUGGCCUUGGUCGCCUCUUCAGGUAUGGACCAUGUUGCCUAUAUCUUGAUAUUAUACUCUCUCGCCUUCCUCAUCUUCCUCUUCACCAACGUACUUCUCGGCAUAUACGAUCGCAACAGCAAUACCGCGCUUCCUACGAAAGAUGCAGCCAAUGGCCGACUGGGACCUCGGGUAAACGGAAGUAUACCUGUUAGAGAUGCUCAAGAGUUCGAGCUAGAAGGCUUAAUGAGCGAGGACGAGGACGAAGGUCCUAAGAUGCAUAGGGAUGACAGUAGCCUAGAAAGCCCGAGCACUGUGGGCAAGAACAGCGACGGGGUUGCCCACUGA